This is a messenger RNA of Drosophila busckii, 1921 nucleotides long. RefSeq names its product WD repeat-containing protein 55 homolog. Gene Ontology annotation, molecular function: protein binding. The transcript has 2 exons. The coding region runs from base 96 to 1607 and encodes 503 amino acids. NCBI's taxonomy places the organism in Eukaryota, Metazoa, Arthropoda, Insecta, Diptera, Drosophilidae. The record is from RefSeq and is a predicted model, not a curated record.
UGUGUGCUGUUCUUCCUCUUGCCACAUCUUGGCUUGAUUGUUCUAUUGGCAAAGAGCGUGGUCGUCUCACAAAACGUAAAAAAUUCAUAUUUAUAAUGCACACGCAUGAGCUUUUUAAAAUACCAACGGAUGACGACGAGCUUGCCGAUAUUGAUGACGAUAUGGUAGUUGGUGUUAUAGCUGAGAUUGAGCAAGAAGUUCUAAACGAAUCGGAUAGCGACGACGACGAGUAUGAUUUGGUAGAUAUGGAUGCACCAGAGCCGCAUAUUGAUGGGCGCGGAAGCUCAAAUGUAAGCAGUUGCAGCGAUGACAGUUUUGAUCCGAAUGCCGUGGACUCUGACUCCGAUGAUUCUAUGUACGAUGCAGAGAAGACCGCCGAUGGUGCAACGAAUGCAAAGCGUCGCAAAGAACAAGUCACAAAUGAUGCAAACAGAGCUAGUGGCUCUGGUACCAGUGGUGGAGCUGCAGAUCUUACACACUUGGACGAAGAUGACGAAACUGAUGAAACAGUGCGUGCCAUUAUAGCUGCCAUUAAAAAACCCCGUAGUGCGCCACCUGAAAUUAAGUUGGAGGAUUUCAUAACAGACAUUUGUUUCCACCCGGAGCGCGACAUUAUUGCGUUGGCUACCAUUAUAGGCGAUGUACAUCUGUAUGAGUAUUCCAACAAGGAGAAUAAGCUAUUGCGCUCCAUUGAGGUUCAUGCUAAAUCAUGUCGUGAUGUUGAAUUCAGCGAGGAUGGACGUAGUCUCAUUACCUGCUCCAAAGACAAGUGUGUUAUGGUCACGGACAUGGAAACAGAAAAGCUGAAGAAACUGUACGAAACGGCUCACGAUGAUGCAAUCAAUAAGAUACAUGUUCUAGAUGAGCGGCUGUUUGCUACUGGUGAUGAUGCCGGAACUGUUAAACUGUGGGACUUGCGCACCAAGGAUGCAAUUUUUGAGCUAAAGGAAGUCGAAGAUCAAAUUACACAAAUACUGACCAACGAUGAAAACAAGCUGUUGUUGGCCACUAGCGCCGAUGGCUAUCUCACCACUUAUAAUAUUGGUGCUCGCAAAUUGUAUGUGCAAUCGGAGCCCUAUGAAGAAGAGCUAAAUUGCAUGGGCAUUUAUCGAGGUAGCUCCAAGUUGGUAGCAGGCACAUCAAAGGGUCGAUUAUACACUUAUAAUUGGGGUUACUUUGGUUAUCAUUGUGACAUGUAUCCGGGUAUAAAGAGUCCCAUUAGCCUAAUGGUGCCCAUAACAGAUCGCAUAGCUUGUGUCGCUGGUGAAGAUGGUAACAUACGUGCCUGCCACAUUGCGCCAUAUCGCAAUUUGGGAGUUGUGGGCCAGCACAAUAUGCCCAUUGAGUCCAUGGAUAUUAGCAAUAAUGGCGAGCUGUUGGCCUCCUCGUCGCACAACAAUGAUGUACGUUUCUGGAAUGUGAAAUACUUUGAGGAUUUUGCUGACAUCAAAUACAAUGAGAAGCACAAUGCCUACAAAGACAAGAGGCACAAUUUGCCAUCAUCAAAGUGCACAAACGUGUCAGACUUUUUUGCAGAUAUGACUAAAGAGAAUGAUGAUGAUGACGACGACGAUACAGCUGGUGGAGACAUAAAUGCAGCAAUGUAACUUAAAAUUUAAUUUUAGGCAUUAUACGCAGAUUAUUGUUAAAACAUUUCUUAACAAAUUUUAGAUUAUAGAAAUAAGUCUAUAAAAGCUUACAAAAUAAAGUUAGUAUGUACCUUGGAAAUAUAGUCUUGCUAUUUGCUUAUAAACCCAGAUGAAGAAAAAAUUAGUGUAAAUGCUUAACUUAAAGAAGGUGCACCCUGAGAAGCUAUUUUAGGUUGAGUUGUACACUCUAUUGGUUUGUUAUUAUAUAAUUUAGGUGACUACUCGGCCAUCAAGCCUGGAACUUUGCCUACUUUUCACCAUAUUUCCUACAC